CGGCCGGCAUUGGACUUUGACUCGCUAAACAUCACCACCUGACAUCGCUAACAGUAAAGUUCGCUCUUUGCUGUGUACCUAUCAAUUCUAUAGGAGCAUAUCGACAAAUCCGCAGCCAUGUUCCCGCCAUCGGCAGGGUACAACCUCGAUAUCGAGGCCAUCAGCGGCAUUAUGGGUUCCAUCUCAAUUGCCUGCUGGGUCGUCGUGUUCUCGCCUCAAAUCAUUGAAAAUUUCAGACGUAGCAGCGCUGAAGGUCUGAGCAUAGAAUUUGUGAUCAUAUGGUUGCUUGGAGAUUUCGCCAAUAUCAUUGGUGCUGUCAUGCAAAGAGUUCUUCCUACAAUGAUCAUCCUGGCCAUUUACUACACAUUCGCGGAUAUCGUAUUGCUGGCUCAAUGCUUCUACUACCGCGGAUUCCACUUCAGAGAUCCCAAGCCUGUUAAGCCUUCGGAUGUGGAAGAAGAGACUCCCACCGAGCGCUCCGGACUUCUGUCGACCAACGGUAACGGCACCAAUGAGCUUCCUCGCACUCGCUCAGCAUCGUCUUUCGGCGAGCGCUUCGUCAGCGAUGGUGUUCACAUGUCUCCUGCCAACCCCAUGCAUCCCACUCCCAAGGUGCAGAAGCCGAGAUCCGCCAAGCGCACAAUCAUGCAGAAGCUGCUGUUCAACUUGACCUGCAUUGUCCUCGUUGUUGCAGCUGGUAUUGCUGGCUACUACCUGAGUCCUUCUUCCAACAAUGCUGGCGAGACCGAGGAGCAGCAAAACGACAGUCUGCACUUCAACAUUGUUGGUCAGGUCUUCGGCUACUUGUGUGCUGUGCUCUACCUUGGCAGCCGUGUCCCUCAACUCCUCCUCAACUACCGCCGCAAGAGCACUGAGGGUCUUAACGCUCUCUUCUUCCUUUUCGCCUGCAUUGGUAACUUGACCUACGUUCUCAGUAUUUUCGCUUUCAACCCCAUCUGCCACCACGACAAGCACGGACAGAAGUGCAGACCCGGCGAGGCCAGCGCAAUCUACGGCAGAUAUAUCUUGGUCAACCUCAGCUGGUUGCUCGGCAGCUUGGGCACGCUUUUCUUGGAUUUCGGCGUGUUCGCACAAUUUUUCAUCUACAGAAACAUGGACGAGGAUGAGGAAGAUUUCGAAGACGUCAUCGAGGACAGAGGAAGAUCUAUUGAUUAGGGAUAUGACCAUUUGGAUUGGGCCAAAAAAGGGAGAAGGAAAAGGAGGAACGGAUCAUGAGAUUUGAUAUGAACACGCGUGUAUAGUAAGUAGACAUCAAAAUUUGAUUGGUUGCAAUUUUGACAACCUGACCAAAC
Aureobasidium pullulans EXF-150 is the source of this 1313-nucleotide messenger RNA. Its product is annotated as PQ-loop-domain-containing protein. The record is from RefSeq and is a predicted model, not a curated record. The transcript is spliced from 3 exons. Bases 118 to 1176 code for a protein of 352 amino acids. Gene Ontology annotation, biological process: basic amino acid transmembrane export from vacuole. NCBI's taxonomy places the organism in Eukaryota, Fungi, Ascomycota, Dothideomycetes, Dothideales, Saccotheciaceae. Gene Ontology annotation, cellular component: fungal-type vacuole membrane.